Molecule: messenger RNA, 2911 nt
Organism: Centruroides sculpturatus (bark scorpion)
Lineage: Eukaryota; Metazoa; Arthropoda; Arachnida; Scorpiones; Buthidae
Product: patched domain-containing protein 3-like
Exons: 5
Coding region: 341-2911 (856 amino acids)
Cellular component (GO): membrane
Source: RefSeq, a predicted model, not a curated record
GUUUGAUCUGGGCAAUGAUGAUUCAGUGAGUCAGUCAAGUGACAAGUAAUUUUAUAUAUUUAGAUAAAUUAUAUCCUGUAUAUUUCUUGCAAAACUACGAAUCAAUAUUUUAUAAUUUUUACUAGAAACGAAACUGAUUGGUCCAUCCUCUUGUUUACAUUUAAAUUGCAAAAUAUUUAUUUUAUGUUCUUUUAUACAGGACAAAUUUCCUUAUUAAUUAUUUAGUUUGUAUAUAACUGUAUUAAGGUCUAUCGAUUUAAUAAAUUCGUUUAAAUCUUUGAAAUUUGAAUACAGAAAACUGUUUAACAUACAAAAUAUUCUAGUAAAGAAUUAAAUUAUUAUGAAAUUAAAGGCCUUUAGCGAAUAUUUAUCCAAGAAAUUUAAAUACUUGGGUAGGUAUGUGGCUACAAACCCGAGUUAUUUCAUCGUAGUUCCUGUAUUUGUGUCAGUUAUAUUAUUUACUGGAUUUCAAAAAUUUCAUGAAGAAAAUGAUUUGAAACACUUAAUUGGACCUACUAAUGGUAGGUUCAUCAACCAAGAAGCUGUCAUAGAAAGAUUAUUCCCUAUGGAUUUGUCAUACAAUGCAAGUCUACAAGGAAUGAAUAGGGAAGGGUGUAUAGCAAUUGUUAUAAUUACAGCAAAGGACGAAGGAUCCGUGCUUCGAAAGGAUCUGUUUGAAGAAGUGUUACAAUUAAACACGAUCAUUCAGAAUAUCACCUUGGAAGAUUUCGAAAAGCUAAGAUAUAAGGACAUAUGUGCGAAAAACAAUGGAAGAUGCUUUGAGAACAGCAUUCUUCUUCUCGAAGACAAAAUUAAAGAAAUGGAAGGGGGUGUCGAAGUUGAUGAUGACGAUAAUGUAAAGACUGCGAAAUCCGUAAGAUUAUUUUAUUAUUUAAACGAUGGUUCAACUUACAAGAAAUUCAUCGCGAAAAAAUGGCUGAAUUUAUUUCUAGAUACGUUGGCCGAGAUGGACUUUCAGAACAUAAACAUAAAUAGAUACACUUCGUUAACAAUCGAAAAAGAAUUGAAUGGUCUUGCAGUAAAAAUAAUUCCUAGACUUUCCGUAGCAAUUGUGGUGAUUCUUGUAUUUUCUGUGAUAACGUGUUUAUUUAAUAAUUGGAUCGAAAGCAAACCUUGGAUGGGAUUAAUAGCAUUGUUGUCGAGUGGUAUGGCUUUGGCCUCGUCUUUCGGUGUCGUCAUGUAUUUUAAUCAACCAUUUGCUGCAUCUACUGGAUCUAUACCUUUCUUAAUUUUAGGUAUAGGUAUGGAUGAUGCAUUUGUAUUUUUAGCUGCUUGGAAGAGAACAGACUCGACAAUGAGCGUGGUAAACAGAAUGGAGAAAGUUUAUUCUGAAUCUGCCAUUUCUGUUACUAUAACUUCAGUCACUAAUUUUAUAGCAUUUGUGUCUGGGCUUGUCACUUCGUAUAGAAUAGUAAAAAAUUUCUGUAUGUACGCAUCGCUGGCUGUAGUUUUCUGCUACGUUUAUCAACUGACGUUUGUUGGAGCGUGUAUGGCCCUUACGGGAUAUUUGGAAAAACAAAAUAGGCAUUCUCUAUUUUUAAUAAAAUUGGAUAAGCCAAAUGAAAACCAGACUUGGAUUCGAAGAUUUUUCUGCACUAAUUGGAGUUGGAAAUCUGAAAAUGGAAGAAAGAAUUCCAUUUCUUCAAUAUGGAUUCAUCUUGGAAACAUUUUAUCAAUUUGUUAUGUCAAAAUCAUCGUCGUUUUAAUAAUGUUUGGUCAAAUUUCAGUAGGAAUUUGGGGAAUUACGAAAACUCAGAACGUCGGAAAUUUUGCCGAGUGUGUUACUUACGAUUCAUAUUUUGUAAAAUACCACAAGAAUUAUUACGAGUAUUUCAAUCGGUAUAAUCUCAGAUAUCAAAUUAUUAUAGACGAAGAAAUCGAUUAUGCAAAUAAAAAUAUUCAGGAACAAAUAGAAAAACUUGUAACGGAUAUGCAAAAUGAAGAUUUAAUCGAGGAUUCUUUAACAGAAUCGUGGCUCAGAUCCUAUUUAGAAUUUCUCAAUAACAAAAAUGUUUCUAACAUCAUAAGACUAUUUAAUAUAAAUGAUAAAGAAGAUUUUAUAACUGUUUUGCGUAAGCUGUUCCUUCGUCAUCCUGCUACUCGGCACUUUACAAACGACAUAGUUUUCAAUUCUAAUUACACGUCUAUAAUUGGAAGUAGAUUUUUCUGUCAAUCUAAAAUCAUUAACUCCCAUAAAGAAUUUGUUAACGUCAUGAAAUCUAUGAGAAAUAUCGCAGAUAAUUCACCCUUUAAUGUCUUCCCUUAUCAUUUUCUUUCCUAUACUGUCGAUGAUUCGGAGCAGCAUGUCAGCUUUAUUACACAAAUAUUAAGUAGUAUCGUAGUUAUAGUUAUUAUUGUUUGUUUUAUUUUUAUUCCGGAUGGAAUAAUUAUUUUCUCUGUUGCCUUCUCAAUAAUUUCCACUGAAACUUGUGCCUUAGGUUUCAUGGCUUUGUGGAAUGUCCGCUUAACUCCCGUUUCUAUCAUUAUUUUAGUUAUGUGUGCAGGAUUUUGUGCAGAUUUCUCGGCUCAUUUUGCUCACUGUUAUGUAGAAAAUGACAGCGAAGACCAUAACAAACGUCUUCGUAACACUAUCUGUUCCAUAGGAUUAGCCAUAUUCCAAGGAAGCGUAACAACAAUUUUCUCGAUAAUACCCUUAGCAUUUCCUUUAGCUUCUACAUUUCUUACCGCAUUUAAAGUAAUAUUUUUAGUUACUUCAUUUUCUGCACUAAAUGCUUUGGUAUAUUUACCCGUUUUGUUAGUAAUCAUGAACACUAUGAAGCAAAAACUAUGUAGGAACAAGAAAACCGACAUUAAUAACAAUACAAGUAAAAGUGUUAAUGGAAAUAUAAAUCCCGGUUAUCAAUUUACCGAAACUUCAAUACGUUUGUAA